This is a messenger RNA of Aspergillus mulundensis, 1500 nucleotides long. RefSeq lists its product as uncharacterized. The transcript has 3 exons. NCBI's taxonomy places the organism in Eukaryota, Fungi, Ascomycota, Eurotiomycetes, Eurotiales, Aspergillaceae. The record is from RefSeq and is a predicted model, not a curated record. Gene Ontology annotation, molecular function: protein binding. The coding region runs from base 1 to 1500 and encodes 499 amino acids.
AUGGCAUCACAAGGAAAAGCGGACCCCCUGCAAGCCCUGAACUACGAUUGCAUUAAUCUAGUCUUACAGGAUCUAAGUCCACAAGAUGUUGCCAAAGCCGAACAGGUCAGUAACUCCUGGAAGAUUCACAUUCGUGACUGGGAAGCUGGGCCGGGAUGCGUUCACCAUUUCCCUGAUGCAUGGAAGGAGCUUAAGGUCACGAACGACCUUAACGCAGUUGAGGUAUUCAAGGAAUGUGCUUCGCAAAAAACCGCCACGGAUAGAUGGCUAGCGGCCAAACCUCGCUGGGUAAUGGAAUGUCAUCCAGCUCUCAUUGAAAAGUCCGAGAGGGCGGCGGGCGACUUUAUUUCGUGGACUUCACUAUCGGAUGGCCAUAUCUACUGCCAGCGCGUUGGAUAUGAAAAGGACACCGCAGGAAAAUGGCGGCAGUUCCCAAAGGUCAGAGUCGACCUCAAGGUCUCGAGGGCCGCCGGCACGGAGAUUAAGUGCACCAGACUCCAUGCUUCGGGUCUGCUGUACGUCGCGACAUCUGAGCGAGGUUCUCCCCCUGAUAGGGUAUGCACAUACAGGGACCACGUAUUCGAACUUGAAACCGGCAAGCUACUCUGGUCCAGAGGCCAGGCAACCCCCCCGUCUCGCCCGCUUGCCCUGGGAUGGGAAAGGUUGUACCGACACGGCCCCAAGCCGAACUCGCUGGAGGCGUAUGAUCUGAGGACCGGCGAUCUCCUUUACACGGUGUCCAUCCCUCCUGAGGUCUACAAAUCGGAACAAGAAGCUCGCGUCUGGCGCCUCCGGGGCAGGGAGGUGAUUGUCGUACCAAUAAGGGGUCACGUCGUCCACCGGGGGUUUGAAUACAACCUCUACCUCGUCGAUGCUGAAACCGGCCUCCGCGUCCAGGUGAUUAAGAUUGUGUACCACGACUACCGCCCCCCGCGGCUGAAGGUAUCAAGCCGCCGUGGGGAACUGGCGUUUGCCGUAAUGGAUCAGGUGGUCGAUGAGCACACCCGCGCGCAGACGGAAAGGAUACGAUUCUUCGAGUACGACGCUGCCAAGGGGCAGUUUGUGGAUGGAAAAGAGGAGCAAAUGGAGAUUAGGGGAGGCGCCGGCGCCAUGUCAGGGCAAUGCGGAGACUAUGACCCGUUUCGGCGGUUCUACACAAUCCCCUCUUUCCCGGAGGGUCACCAUUCCAUUUUUCCGUUUCCUGGCGCUGACGCAGACGCCGACGGCCAGGAUUCCCCAGGUACGGACCAUAUAACGGCAAAUCCUGUUUCUUUCUCGGUCACAGGUGAUGUAGGUGGGCGGGAUGGCGUUCCCGUGAAACCUCAGCGAGGGCUAUGGGGGCUGGCUAAGGUCAGGAUCGCAGGUAACCGACUUUGGCUAUUUCUUGAUAGGGGCUGGGUUGAAGAGCACGGGCGCAAGUUUAUUAUUGUCGAGUUCGGCCCGUCUGCUCUGCCUUUGCCCUCGGAAGAUACCCUCUAUCGCCCGGACGAGCUUGAUUAA